AUGGGGCAGCUAGUUUCCACGUUUCUGCCUCCGUGGGCGCGGCCGUAUUGGAACAGUAUUAUUGAGAAUCCUCUGAACUUAGCUCUCUUUGGCGUGUGCGUGCCGCUGGGCGUGUUUUUGCUAUGGCCACCCGAGUCGUCGUCUCCGCUCAGCAUGCCCUCCGUGAAAGAGGCGCGCUCUCUCAUGCCCACGGCGCAAUACUCGACGCUUCCAGCUGAACAUGCCAAGUCCAUCGAGUGGAUCCGGUAUACGCCACGGACCUUGGCCCUCCAUGACGGCACGCAAGGUGAGCACAGUCAGAUCCUCCUGGCGAUUGACGGGCAUGUGUUUGAUGUGUCAAGUGGGCGCAACUUUUACGGACCUAAUGGACCGUAUGGCAACUUUGCUGGACGCGAUGCGUCCCGCGGCAUGGCGAAGCAGUCGUUUGCUCUUGACGUCCUUACGCCGAUUGACCAGCCUCUCGAUACGCUCAGCGAUCUAACACCAGCGGAAAGACGGAAUAUGGAGGAGUGGAUCUCCCACUUCCGAGGCAAGUACCCCAUCGUCGGUCAACUUGUCAACGAAGGCGACGUAGAGACUUGCUAG
Molecule: messenger RNA, 585 nt
Organism: Malassezia restricta
Lineage: Eukaryota; Fungi; Basidiomycota; Malasseziomycetes; Malasseziales; Malasseziaceae
Product: membrane-associated progesterone receptor component
Exons: 3
Coding region: 1-585 (194 amino acids)
Cellular component (GO): membrane; endomembrane system
Source: RefSeq, a predicted model, not a curated record